Molecule: messenger RNA, 1047 nt
Organism: Oppiella nova
Lineage: Eukaryota; Metazoa; Arthropoda; Arachnida; Sarcoptiformes; Oppiidae
Source: the annotation of a GenBank genome assembly
GCAUAUUUAAACUGACAAUUCAUUUCUCGUUUAGCUAUCAUUAAGUUUAGUUAACUGUUUCAUAAUUGACUUACUAUUACUAUAUUAAUAAUAACUAAUUAUAAAAUUAGGUUAAAUCUUAAACCAUGGUCUGGACUAUCAAACUAACAGACAUUAAAAAUGCCAAACAAUUACCUAAGGAUACUGGUGCUAUUGAUCUACCUAUUGAUCAAGUGGCUGUCAAAAAGCCUGGCCUACUGGGGCCCACUGUCGUGCAACUGUGCCUUCACCUAAUAUGGGUAGUCACGCUAAUGCUAUGUUUGAUUACCGAUAACAUGACUCCACUACCGGCGCCCGACCCUAACCCACAAAGUGUUAGCAGCACGUCGUGGGUGAGCCUAUGGGACAACAGUCCAUACAGUGGUCGUACGUAUCACUCGGAGCUCGUGAAGUACCCCAACGGCACCGCCCUCUAUGUCAACAGGACAGUCACGCCGGCCUUUUGGUACAACAGCUCCUGGUGCUGGACGACCAGUCCCGACAGGUUACCCAUCGUAUCGGUGAACAUGAGCUUCAGUUACACCGACGGGAACACCUUUUACAGCAGUAGUGCGACCAGCACUCCCACCCCCUCUAAGGAGGUCCCACUAUUGGCCUAUUGCGGUUGGAUCGGUAUGUGUCUCAUGGAGUCCUACAUAUUGGUAUGGAUUGUGGGUAUAGUUUUCGAGGCACUGAUUAUCGGCUAUACUAUGAGUCGGAUUCAAAUGAAUUCAUUGCUUGAAUUUGUCGUGAAAGUUAAAAUCGGGUUAUCUGUGUUCGAGAUAUUAACACUAAUCAUGAAUACGGCAUUCAUUGGCAAAUACAUUGGGUUCAAGAAAUCCCCUGGUAAUCAAUGCAUGCAAUUGUAUACAAUCAAGACUGUUGUUGAUAUCACCGUGUUUAACUGGAUUGUUUUAAUCCUGGUAAUCCUGACUGCCCGACGCCAGUAUAAAGCUAUUUAAACUUAUAGCUACGCUAAUUGAGAUAAAUGAUUAAUUAUUCUGGGUUACUUUAUUGAAUAUGUUUUAC